CCGUGAGGGGUUCAGCCAUUGUGUGUGUCACCACUUUAUCGUCAGUGAGAAAGAGAGAUGCCACCAGACGUUGCAUGCGGGUUGAAGACGUCUUGAAGAUGCAGUGAGAGUGAAAGUGAUGCGUAAUCCCCCACGUAUCAAGACGUCGUCUUCCAGUAGGAGGAGGUUAGCGAAAGGUGUUCCCGUCUGGGCGUCUUGGAAUGCGUGCUUCUGUAGCUAGGAGGAGGCCGGCGGUGCCGAAUUAGCAUGUCAAAUAUCCUGCCACCACCACGUACUGCAGAAGGAAUUCCAAAUUUCGGGUGGAUGUAACGUUGCGUCUGGACCGGGUAAGAACGGGAAGGAGGAGACGGAGGUUCGUUUAUUAUUCUCCCAUCUUCAGUAAUCUGCAAAUCGGAGUAACCACUGCAGGGGUUUUAUGUGAGGGACUAUAAGAAGGAGGGCUGUUUAUUAGAGUCCGAUCUUCAGUAAUCAGUACAUCGGAAUUACAGUGAGACGGUUUCAUGUGAAGGACUGUAAAACACUGCUGCUAUAAGCGGAACUGUACCUAUGGACGGGUAAAGACAAGAGGAGAAGGAGGGCCGUUUAUUAUUCUCAUAUCUUCAGUAAUCAGUUGGUUCGAGUAUCCACUGCAGGGGUUAUAUGUGACUGUGAAUAGUGCUGCUAUGAGCGGAACAGUAACUAUGAACGGGAGAGAUUUGCUGGUGUUGGUAGGCGCGGCGGCGGCAGGGAAACCAUCCCUGAGAGAGAUGAUGCUAGUUCGCGAUUAAUGUAUUCAGAUAGAUCUGGUGACGGGUAGUGAGCGGGACUAGUGUGCACGGCAUCGGGACUGAGGGGCCGCCACCACGCACGUCUGGUUGGCCCAGAGCAGGGGCGCUGCUUCAGCUGCUCCUGCUGUAGGUGUUUCCUCUUCUCCGACCGUACGCAGACGGGCGGCGAGAAGCAACACCAACGCCGCUACCCCCGCUGUAAGGAUGACCGGAGAAAACCAGCACGCGUCGUCCGGAGGGUCCCCGGCCCACCACCGCGGCUCGGUGUCCAAGCAGAGCGCCGUGGUACGCCCGGUGGAUCGUCGGAAGUCGGGAGACACGCUCAUAUUCCUCAACAUCGGCGGCUGCAAGUACGAGGUAUGGCAGAGCACCUUAGACCAGUACCCGGACACCGUGCUGGGAAGCAAGCUGAGGGAUCGGUUCUACGAUGAGAAGAAGAACGAGUUCUUCUUUGACCGGGAUCCGGGCUUGUUCAGGUACAUUUUGAAUUUCUACCUAACCGGAACUCUGCACGCCCCCGUUGUGGAAGACACGAGUGCGUUUGAUGAUGAAAUAGGGUACUUCCAAAUCAACCCUGAUUUCUACAUGGGUCUGUGUUGCUACGAGGGAUAUUUAGAUCGAAAGGGUUUCGACAUCAAGACGGGGAGGGUGCGUAACUCUUUCGACGAGGAAGAAAAAACCCCGGAAAAGAAGGGGCCCCUCACCAUCCGCGAAAAUCUUUGGGAGACGGUCGAAAACCCCCAGUCGAGUACCCAAGCGAAAAUCUUUUUCUACGUGACCGGUUUUUUUAUCGCACUUUCUGUUGGCGCUACUAUCAUAGAGACAGUGUUCUGUCAGGAGACUGUCAAUCCGACAUUCGAGGACGAGCUGAGGCUUGCUAGAUGUAAGGUGAUCUUUACGUGCAUAGAGACAGCCUGUGUGGUGGUCUUCACGUGUGAGUACUGCGUGAGAUUGUACGCUUCGCCGGAAAGACUCAAAUACGCCAAGUCCUUCAUGUCGGUCGUGGACGUGAUUUCUAUAUUUCCUUUCUACGCAGGGCUGUGCCUUCCUGAAAGCAAUCAAUUGCAAGGCGUUUUUGACACCACCCGAGUAUUCAGGGUGUUCCGAGUCUUUAAACUAUGCAGGUCCUCCCCAGGCAUGAUUCUCCUAGGCAAGACACUGAAAAAAUGCGCCAGUGACUUGAGUUCGCUCGUUAUGGCAUUGAGUCUACUUAUUCUCGUCUUCACGACAAUGUUGUACUACAUGGAGAAGAAUUACGACGGUACGCUCUUCACCUCGAUCCCAGCAGGCUUCUGGUUUACUAUAGUAACCAUGACAACGGUAGGAUACGGAGAUAUGUAUCCCUCGGGAUUCCUGGGGAAACUGUUAACUGCAGUGUGGGCAGUGUCCAGUGUGAUCGUCCUGGCGCUGCCGUUGACCAUUCUCGUCGAUACGUUCACCAACAUCCGGGAAUCGAUGAUGAAACCAACGAGACGAAGAGAUGGGGAAGAAGAGUCCAACAACAACAACAAGUCUCCAGAAAAGACGGGGUCCAGUAAGUCUCGUAAGAGCAUAGAGACGGUAGAAACUGUAGUAGAGAUGAACGUCUUGAAUAAAGACCCUACUGCGGUUGUUAAGGACUUGCUACAAGUCGACGUGACGAACGACAAGCGACCCCCGUCUCGUACCCCCAGCGUAGCCUCCGAGGAAAAGACUGAAAAGUCGGAAAAAGCGGAGAAGAAUUCCAUCACCAUAAACGUACCAACAGCCGAGAACAAACCGUCGUCGGAAGUGAGUGAAGAGAACAAGAAGAAUACAUGCAACACGAGUUCCACCAAGAACGUUUCGGAAAAAGACAAAGACAACAAAAACGCCCCUAGCAACGAAAACGCCCUUAGCAACGAAAACGAAGACAAAAACGUCAUAGACACCAAAAACGUACCCAACGAAAACGAAAAGAACGCCAAAAACGAAAUCGCGGUUACUCAACCCACUGAGAGUAUCAAAACAGGUGGCGAUGUCAAUAAAAAGAGCGGGCACAACAGGAAUAAAAGUUCGAGGAGUUCCAACACCAGUAAAAAUAGCGGAGUCUCCACGAACGACUAUCCACCGUCCGCGACCGCCACUCUUUCAGACCAAGACUCGACGUCGCAACACUCCAUUGAUACAAGAGUCUAG
This is a messenger RNA of Branchiostoma belcheri (Belcher's lancelet), 2924 nucleotides long. RefSeq names its product potassium voltage-gated channel protein Shal-like. The record is from RefSeq and is a predicted model, not a curated record. Gene Ontology annotation, molecular function: A-type (transient outward) potassium channel activity. NCBI's taxonomy places the organism in Eukaryota, Metazoa, Chordata, Leptocardii, Amphioxiformes, Branchiostomatidae. The transcript has a single exon. Gene Ontology annotation, biological process: potassium ion transmembrane transport; protein homooligomerization. The coding region runs from base 972 to 2924 and encodes 650 amino acids. Gene Ontology annotation, cellular component: membrane; voltage-gated potassium channel complex.